This is a messenger RNA of Rotaria sp. Silwood1, 810 nucleotides long. NCBI's taxonomy places the organism in Eukaryota, Metazoa, Rotifera, Eurotatoria, Philodinida, Philodinidae. The record is from the annotation of a GenBank genome assembly.
AUGGGUUCAAGUGAUAAAGCUUCAAAUAAAGGACAUCGAGCAACACCACAUGAUGGAUCAGCUAUUGAAUUAGUUGGAUUAUGUCGAUCAACACUUGCAUGGGUUAUUCAAAUGAAUAAGAAUGGUUAUUAUCCUUAUGAUUCUAUUGAAACAUCAAUAGGAUCUGGGGGAAAAAUGAAAUUACUUUUAAGUGAAUGGUUAAAUAAAAUCGAUGAAAAUUUUGAAAAAGAAUUUUGGAUUGAUCAAUCAAAUUCUUCUCAAUAUGUUAAUCAAAAACAAAUUUAUAAAGACACAAUUAAUUCAUCUUUACAAUGGGCUGAUUUUCAAUUAAGACCUAAUUUUCUAAUUGCUGCUGUUGUUGCUCCUGAAAUGUUUGAUAAAAUUCAUAUAUGGUCAGCAUUAGAACAAGUUGAAUCAAUUCUUUUGGGAAAAUAUGAUAUUAAAACUCUUGAUCCAAGUGAUUUUAAUUAUGUUAGUGAUUAUAUUAAUGAUGAUGAUUCACAUGAUUAUAAACGAGCACAUGGUUUUAAUUAUCAUAAUGGUCCAGAAUGGUUAUGGUUAAUGGGUUAUUAUAUACGAGCCAAACUUUAUUGGUCAAAACAACGAGAUGAUCCAUUAAUUGUUAAACAAACAAUAAAACAUGUUAGAAAAUGUUUAACAUCACAUAUUCAAUUAUUAAAUUCAACUGAUUGGAGAGGUUUACCUGAAGUAACAAAUGCUAAUGGGCAUACUUGUCCUUAUUCAUGUUAUGUUCAAGCUUGGUCUUCAGCUACAUUUAUUGAAGCUUUUUAUGAUCUUCAAAGAUCUUAA